This is a messenger RNA of Petromyzon marinus (sea lamprey), 3274 nucleotides long. The record is from RefSeq and is a predicted model, not a curated record. Lineage: Eukaryota; Metazoa; Chordata; Hyperoartia; Petromyzontiformes; Petromyzontidae.
GUAGAAAUCAUUGACUGCCCUCUGGUGUCUCUAGGAAGUAAAAAAAACAAUGAAAGAAAAUAACACGAGACGAUGUCAGUGCAGAAUGUUGUUUAAGAGUUGAGAAACUGGGUGUCUUUUAGACGUCGCAACUGCAAUUGUAAAAUAAUAACAGCCAUCAUAAUGUAGAUUCCAUUUGUCACUCCACUGCUGGAUGAAGGCUUCCCCCUGUGCAAAGUAGGGCGUGGGACGUUUGCUUUGACCAUACUUCACCACGCUGGUCAUUGCGGAUUACGUAAAGCUAGGCAUCCAGGACCUGUUAAAAUAUCACUCGCCACCAAUAAUGAACAUCCUUGGCUGGGAAUUGAGCUCAGGUCACACUGCUCAGCGGUCUUAAGCAAGAGUGUCUUAAAGUGUGCAACAUAACACUGAAAGGACACUCGUCACUCGAGAUGGCCCUGAGCCGUGAAAAUUAAACAUUUCCAUGGCGGAGGACAGUCUCUCCGUAAAGGCACCGUUGUUGACUUCCCAAAUAUUUGGGCCAUAAUGCCACGCAAGCCACAGCAAUCCCCAGUGAUAUUUCUGCCUCUCGCAUCACAGUCGUCUCACCAAGUUGCUCGGCGCAGCAGGCGAUGCGUCACAGGGGAGGCAUUCAUCCAGCAGCGGAUUGCUCGUGAUUUUUCAUGUUCAAAAGCGACGGUUGGCAAUUCCACGUUCCCAUGGUGAGGUCGGUGGGGGGAGGGUGGUGGCGAUCUGGUGUCAUUGUGUUUGAUCGAUAAUUGGUCAACCCUAAACCGCAUCCACACAAACAACGGCAGACCCGGAUAGCUGAUGCACAAAUGAAAACUUAGAGAUUUCUCGAGUAGCGCGCGACUGUGGGUCAUCCAGAAAAGAGACCGGUGAACAACGUGUCAUGACGCAAUACCCCGAUCCACGAAUACGAAGAAGGAGACAUCACAGCGGCGAUACGGCUAACUCCGCUUUCUCCCGCUGACGCUUUCAUCUGCUGGGCUUCACCAACCCUGAACGUGGAAUUGCAGCCAUUGUCUCCGCGUCUACAUCGACAGCCGUGCAAAAGAAAGGAAGAAAUAAGAUGAUAAAACCCGCCGCUUUUGGAAACUGUGAUGCCGAAAUUGAAGUUUGCAAGCGGUUUCAUUUUCGCCGUGAUGUGUGCAUGCCUAUGGGUGGGUGGCGGCGUCGGGGACAUCGCGGGGGGCCUGUGCCAGCCGAGCAGGAGGUGCCCGCCGCUCCCUCCGCCCCCUCCGCCUCCUCCGCCUGUGCCCAGGAGCCGCGACUCGACGCCCGAGGCUCCCCACGGUGGCGGCGUCGCGGGGCUCGGCGCGGGACUCCGGGCCGCGUGUGCAGGAGUGGGGCUCGCCGUGCUCGCUCUACUGCUGGUCGCCCUCGCUCGCUGGAAGGCGGCGCAACUCUGCUCGUGCAGGGGACUCGCCCGAAGGACGAGUCAGCAGGAACCAGGGUUAACGAUGACAUUCCGCGCCGACGACGUGAAGACGGAGAGUGAAGGGCGCCCUCCGCCACCCACGGAGACGGAGUGAUUCGUUACCCCCACCCCCUCACCGCCCCUUCCCCCCUCAGUGACGUCACACGUCGUCACCAGACACAAUCAGCGACGCCUGUGACGUCACAGGCUCCGGCGCCUCGACUGCACUCGAGGCCUCGUGCUGCUGUGACAAACACACGUGCUUAUUGUUGCAUUAUUAUUCUUAUUGUUGGCUCAGCAAAGUUUCGAGUUUAUUUUGUUCAUCGACUGUAAUGUCAUCGACCAUUAUUGGCAGUAACGUUGGCGCAAUGCGUCAUUGAUUGUUUUUUUUUUUUAUGGGUUAGGCCACGUAAUCAUCUGACCAAAAAAUUAUGCGCCGAAAAUGUACGUGUUCAGUUUAGCAUCAGUCUUAGCGGCAUCAUCAUCAUCAUCAUCAUCAGUAAUUUCAGUCUCAGCAACAUCGGUAACGUCGUCAGCGUCAUCGGCGCCAAUCGGAUCAUCGGCAUCGGUAGCGCCGACAUUCCCGAGUACCGACAUCAGUUGCCAUAACAACUGAAUCAGUCGCAAUGACGUCGUCGGCAUCAGCGGCGCCUUGAGCGCCGUCAUGGCCUCACGCGCCGCUUCGCCCAUACACGCACGUGACGCACAGACUCUGCGGCUCUCUACCUGCGCCAACUACGCCCCGCGCCAACAAGCGUCACACUUCCAUCGCGGCCGAGAGGCUGACUUUUGGGGCAAUCGACACCUGGGCCCUCGAGGGCGAUCGAUGUUUUUAAACAGACGGAACAAACCUCCCCGCGAAUAUCUCGCUCGCCCUGUCAAGAUCAACCCGCCAGCCAUUCUUUUCCUUUUAGCCCCUCACACUAUCCUCCGCUAUUCCCCUCCCACCCGCGAUGCCCCCCGAGAGGCUCUCGAACCAAAUCCGAAACUCUACGACUGCAAAUACUCACUUGGGUCUCCGAGCAUGCCAGCGUCUUUGAGCAUUGGGGUUGACAAACUUGCAGGCCGUGGUUUCUCAACCCGCUGAUUUGCCUCCAUCCAUUCCGGUGCUUUGCCUUCGUCGCUUAAUUUGGGCUCUGACCCCCCCAAACAAACCUUGCAAACUCUCACUCUAUUACAAAAAAGCCUCCAUCAAGCGUCUGCAACCUCCUGCAGCAGCUCGUCCUUGCCCAAGACAAGGAUAACGUCACAUACUAUACUAUACACUACACUAUACACUACAUUACAUACUAUACACUACACUAUACACUGCACCAUGUGAUCUCAACCUGGGGGGUACGCGGACCCCCGGGGGUACGUGAGGUGAUUUAUAAACGUGUCAAGCUAUAUUAUACAUGAGUCGUUACAUACAAUACUAUACACUACACUAUACACUACACUAUACACUGCACCAUGUGAUCUCAACCUGGGGGGUACGCGGACCCCCGGGGGUACGUGAGGUGAUUUAUAAACGUGUCAAGCUAUAUUAUACAUGAGUCGUUACAUACAAUACUAUACACUACACUAUACACUACACUAUACACUACACUAUACACUACACUAUACAUUGCAUCAGUUCUCAACCUGGGGGGUACGCGGACCCCUCGGGGUCACGUGGCAAUGUCCCAGGGGGUUCGUGAGGUGAUCUAUAAAUGUGUGAAAUUCUAUUAUACGUGAAAAGUCAUUGGUGAAUAAUCAUGUAUGAAUCUGCCAAUAUAAAAUAACGACGAAAACAUUUAAAUCCAUAUGGUAACCUAGACCGAUAUAGAAGACCUUUUCUGAACUCAUUGAUUGUGAACAAUGAACGUCACUCAA